AAAACCCAGUAAUAGUUUAAACAGAAGCACGAGCAAAGAUUCAUACACGACAUUAAUUUUGUCCUCAUUUCACAUCUACAUGUCCAGUUCUUCACUUUUCUUUAAUCCAUUGGAUCCAUGAUGAUCUUUAUUUCAUGAUGCAUUGUCUGCUUUAAAUCAUUAAUCUAGUGUUGCUUUGAUUUCUACGUUUUCCCCCAUUUUUAUAUCCAAUCCUGAGCUCUGUUGCUGUUUUGGGUGUACUCGAAACAGAGCGAAGCCACCCAUUUGUUUUUUUCUCCUUUCUGGGGUUUCGAGAUUUCUGAUGCAGAGAAAGAAGAAGACCCAUCACUGUUUUUGAACUUCUUUUUUGCUGAGAACAUCAGAAUCUAUGGAUUUACAGAAGCAUUUUCAUGGUGGGUUUUCCUUAUUCUCUCUGAUUUUGCUGCUGAUUUUUCCUUCUUACGUGUUGGGUGGGGAUAUUGUUCAUCAUGACGAUUUGUCUCCCAAAAAGCCUGGCUGUGAGAACGACUUCAUUCUGGUUAAAGUUCAAACUUGGAUCGAUGGCAUAGAAGCCAGUGAAUUUGUGGGUGUUGGAGCUAGAUUUGGUGCUACCAUCGUUUCAAAGGAGAAAAAUGCAAACCAAACACGCCUUGUUCUUGCCAAUCCCCGUGAUUGCUGCAGUGUGCCAAAGGACAAGCUUUCUGGAGAUAUAAUCAUGGUUGAUCGAGGUCACUGCAAAUUUACUACAAAAGCAAAUAUUGCUGAAGCUGCUGGUGCUUCAGCUAUACUGAUAGUAAAUAACCAAAAAGACCUUUACAAGAUGGUUUGUGAUCCUGAUGAGACUGAUCUAGAUAUACAUAUACCUGCUGUCAUGCUCCCUCACGAUGCUGGUACAAGCUUGGAGAAGAUGCUAAUUAGUAAUUCUUCAGUGUCUGUUCAGCUAUACUCACCACAACGACCACCAGUUGACAUAGCUGAAGUAUUCUUAUGGUUGAUGGCUGUCGGUACAAUCUUGUGUUCAUCAUUUUGGUCUGCCUGGAGUGCUAGAGAAGCAGCUAUUGAGCAGGACAAGCUACUAAAGGAUGGUGCAGAUGAUAUUCAAAAUGCUGAUGAAAUGGACAGCCCUGGUGUUGUAUAUAUCAACAUGGCAUCAGCAGUCCUGUUUGUCAUUGUUGCGUCGUGCUUUUUGAUUGUGCUUUACAAACUCAUGUCGUACUGGUUCAUCGAGCUUUUGGUAGUCCUUUUCUGCAUAGGAGGCGCAGAGGGCUUGCAAACUUGUUUGGUCGCGGUAUUGUCGAGAUGCUUUAAGGAAAUUGGAGAACCAUACAUCAAAGUGCCAUUCUUUGGAGCUGUUUCAUACCUCAGUAUGGCGGUUUCUCCAUUCUGCGUAGCUUUUGCUGUCGUUUGGGCUAUCUAUCGGAGUGCGUCGUUUGCCUGGAUUGGUCAAGACAUACUUGGAAUUGCACUGAUAAUUACAGUUCUUCAAAUAGUUCGUAUACCGAAUCUCAAGGUUGGAACAGUGCUUCUCAGUUGUGCCUUCCUCUAUGAUAUCUUUUGGGUCUUUGUUUCUAAGAAGUUGUUCAAGGAAAGUGUGAUGAUUGUGGUGGCUCGUGGCGACAAAAGCGGAGAGGACGGUAUCCCGAUGCUGCUAAAGAUCCCACGCAUGUUCGAUCCGUGGGGUGGUUAUAGCAUCAUUGGAUUUGGUGACAUUCUUUUACCUGGACUUAUAGUAGCGUUUUCUCUCAGGUAUGACUGGUUGGCGAAUAAGAGCCUCCGGGCUGGUUACUUCUUACCAGCAAUGCUUGCUUAUGGAUCAGGUCUUCUGAUUACCUAUGUAGCUUUGAACCUGAUGGACGGCCACGGCCAGCCCGCCCUGCUUUAUAUCGUCCCGUUCACUCUCGGAACCCUUUUGAUACUGGGGAAGAAGAGAGGAGAUUUGGGGAUUUUAUGGAGAAAAGGAGAACCAGAAAGGGUGUGUCCUCAUGCUCAUCUUCUCAUCAAUGAGGAUUAAAAUGAAGACACUGUUCAUGUAGUGUUCAUAACAUACAUACAUACAUAUAUAUGUAUGUAUGUAUAUAUAUAUUAGGAAUGUGAUGAAGGAUGGCAGCCUGUGUAGAGUAAGCAAGAGCUGGUGUUGAAGGUCAGAUGCUUUACAAGUCAUCAUAGUGAUUACUUGUGGUUAAAUCUUCAUUAACUUGUUAUGAUGCCAACUUGGCUAUGAACUUUUAAUUUUUACGGUUUGAACUUUGAAUUUAACAUAAACUUUUAUUA
Molecule: messenger RNA, 2250 nt
Organism: Cucurbita maxima (winter squash)
Lineage: Eukaryota; Viridiplantae; Streptophyta; Magnoliopsida; Cucurbitales; Cucurbitaceae
Product: signal peptide peptidase-like 2
Exons: 14
Coding region: 368-1990 (540 amino acids)
Biological process (GO): membrane protein proteolysis
Cellular component (GO): Golgi-associated vesicle membrane; lumenal side of endoplasmic reticulum membrane; lysosomal membrane
Molecular function (GO): aspartic endopeptidase activity, intramembrane cleaving
Source: RefSeq, a predicted model, not a curated record